UCCGGCUUCAAGCAGCAACAGCUGAAGCUUCGCUUCCAAACCUUGAUGCAAAUCAUACAGAAAUACAUGGAAAAUAUUUACACACCUCCAUGAUUUCUAAAGUGCGUUGUAUAGAAUAAAAUAGCCAUCUUCAGUACUCUGUAUGUAAUAAUACAUUAUCGUAACAGUGGACAAAUAAUCUAGCAAGAUGGGAUUGAAAGAACUUGUGCUCGGAAGUCUGACAUGGGCGAUAAUUUUAAUACUGCUCAGCUUGCCUCUUACUCUCUUAUUCAUUUGGAAAGUGUCCGUAGUCCUAGUUGCGAAAUGUAUCCGGAGGGACUUGCUCCUCCCAAAAGCUUUGGACAUUAUGAACGCUCCAGGAAGUGGGCACAAGUAUUCCAUCGUGAACUUUGGUCUUGUGGGUAGAUUUGAAGGACAGGUUGAGGUGGAAGAUGUGAGGAAACUCUUUACUCAAAAGUUUCUCGGAAACGAAGGAGGUUCGUCCAAUAAGAAAGAAUAUGAGAGAUUUCAUUAUUCUCUGGUUACAUUUGGAGGGUUUGCAUUCUUCAAAAAGAUAAGUCAGAUCGAUAUUAACGACAAGAUUCUAGUAAAAAACCUGGAUGACAAAGAAGGCAAAAUUUUGGAAGACUUAUUAUCGGAAUGGAUUCUAGAAAAGUAUAAGGAAAAUUCGCCCUGUUGGGAAAUUAUCAUAAUUCCCAUGAGGGCAACAAAUCAAACUGCAUUUGCGAUUAAGAUGCACCAUGCUAUUGCCGAUGGAUAUUCACUUCUAUACAUUUUGGACCAACUCACAGAUAAUACCUCGCCAUAUUUGGUGAAGGAUUUUGAUGAUACUUUCGGGCAGCGGGUAUCGCAAAUGCUCCAAGUUCCAUGUCACAUGGACAAAUUUAAAGGAGAUCCACAAUCCAAUCCCUUUGCAUGCAAGAAAGUUGACCCAUACCAGUGGUCCAUAUCCUUCACUUUGUUGGAUCUUGACAUGUUGAAACGAGUCAGAAGAGAGCACAACGUUCACUUUAGUUCCAUAAUCUUAUCAUUACUUGGAGGUUGUCUCAGGAGGUAUCUGCUUGAAGAUCUGCAUAAAACACCAUCCGAUUUACCGUCCCAUUUGUGCAUGGGUACAACUUUACCUUGGCCAAGACACCCUUCAAAAAAUCCCGAGACCCCCACCAACCAACGCAUCUGUAAUCACUGGGUAACGGCGUUGGUAAAAGUUCCUAUCGGUGACGAGACUCCGAUUGAAAGACUUCUUCAGGUUGAACAAGCACUAUUGGAGUUUCAAAACCAAGGCCUUCAUAAAUUCAUGAAAUUAGUAAUGAUUCCACUAAUGUGGCUCUUCCCCGUGAGUUUCCUCAGGUCAAUGUUUGCCACAGAUGCUGGGUUUGGCGGGGGUUACUCUUCGACAUUGGGUGGGAAUGAGUACAAAUUAUUAGGAAAACCGAUAACGCAAAUCAAUCAAAUUUUAGCCAUUCACGAUGCAAAUCCAUUCAUUCCCAUCUCCACCUUUUCUUUCACACAUUCUGAUCGUUACGAGUUAACAUUUGCUGCAAAUCCUCAACAUUUUCCAGAUAGAUCAUCCUUGGAAAAAGUUUCAAAGGAGUACAUGCCUGCGGAAUUGAAGAAACUCGCUACCGAUAGUUUCAAUUCAUAGCUUGUUUGAUUGUUAUCUGGCAUACUGUCGAAUGUCACCUUGUUCGUCAUCAUGAGCUCCAAUACACUACCAACUAUGGUUGUGGUAUAAAAUUUAAAUAUUAUUUAUUACAAACAUGUAUGUACAAUAUGAGUGUACAAUAUGUAUGUACACUCAAUAACAGCGAUUAAUAGGAAAAUAAUUAAUACGUAUAAUGAUAUUUAAAAAUCAGUUUGGCAGUUCAACGCGGGAAUGCGGCAUCAAUCAUGGGAGCUGUCCCCAGUCAACGAGGAUUAGAAGAAUUAUUUUAUAUUUUAAAUGAUAGGUCGUUUUAUUUACAAAAAUCCUGUAAGGGGCCGAAUGGUGAUCUCGGACGCCUAUCCGGAUCAAGUAAAGUUUCCCAACCCACCAACAUCGGGUUUUUCCUCUACUCCCCAAGCCAACUAAGUGUAUUUCAUAGUUUAUCAAUGUUGAUGUUAAUAAAUAACCUUUUAUCAGUG
Messenger RNA from Folsomia candida, 2124 nucleotides. RefSeq lists its product as uncharacterized. NCBI's taxonomy places the organism in Eukaryota, Metazoa, Arthropoda, Collembola, Entomobryomorpha, Isotomidae. Gene Ontology annotation, molecular function: long-chain-alcohol O-fatty-acyltransferase activity; diacylglycerol O-acyltransferase activity. The record is from RefSeq and is a predicted model, not a curated record. The transcript is spliced from 3 exons. Gene Ontology annotation, biological process: triglyceride biosynthetic process. Gene Ontology annotation, cellular component: plasma membrane. Bases 188 to 1645 code for a protein of 485 amino acids.